Molecule: messenger RNA, 5176 nt
Organism: Schistocerca americana (American grasshopper)
Lineage: Eukaryota; Metazoa; Arthropoda; Insecta; Orthoptera; Acrididae
Gene: mim
Product: protein MTSS 2
Exons: 16
Coding region: 402-2981 (859 amino acids)
Biological process (GO): actin crosslink formation; plasma membrane organization; positive regulation of actin filament polymerization
Cellular component (GO): cytoplasmic side of plasma membrane; nucleoplasm; actin cytoskeleton
Molecular function (GO): phospholipid binding; actin binding
Source: RefSeq, a predicted model, not a curated record
UACAAGCUAGCAUUCGCCAAUCAGAACGCCGAGAGUGCACUGAGGAUAAUGAUUGGAAGACCUAGUGUGUAGUCGUAGAGGUGGUGAGUUUCGAUCGAGUGGUCUGUGAAGCUGUACGACAGCGGCGAUUUAAACGAUUGCGAAUCAGCAUUUACACGGACUACGCCGAAUUCUUUUUGAAAUUUAUUGUACUAUCUAUAUAUUCAGUUCAAUUAAUAUAAUUUUGGUGGAAUGCGAGUAAACGUGUUUGGUGAAGUUCUGUUUGUACACAGUUGUCAUCGUCAUACAGUACUCUGACUCAUAAUGUACAUGAAAACAGUGCUCGAGUAUAUGUCAGUUAACACAGUGUCAGAGUAAUUUGUAUACCGAAAGAAAGAGGCAGUGAGCGCAAAGCAGACAAAAUGGAAGGAAACAUUGAAAGAGAAUGCAGCGCGUUGGGAGGACUAUUUCAACAGAUAAUCAACGAUAUGAAGAAUGGAGCACCACUGUGGGAGGACCUUAUCGCCAAAGCUACGAAGUUGCACACAUGUCUGAAGGCAACAAUUCAGGCGAUCGCCGCUUAUCUGGAUGCCUUCCAAAAGAUUGCAGACGCCGCCACUAACACCAGAGGUGCUACCAAGGAGAUCGGCACUGCAUUGACACGAAUCUGCCUCCGACACAAAGCAGUGGAGGCCCGUAUGAAGACAUUCACAAGCGCCAUCAUGGACUGCCUGGUAAUUCCACUACAGGAGAAGCUAGAAGAUUGGAAGAAGGCAGUCAUUAAUUUGGACAAAGAACAUGCUAAAGAAUACAAACGUGCCCGUGCUGAACUAAAGAAGCGAUCGACAGAUACUCUGCGAUUGCAAAAGAAAGCUCGAAAGGGCAAGAAUGGUGAAUUGCAGCGCAGGGUAGAGAGCUGCUUGCAAGACGUGAAUGAACGCCGGCAACUUUUGGAGGAAACUGAAAAGAAGGCAGUGCGUGAGGCACUUGUAGAAGAACGCAGCAGAUACUGCCUGCUGGUUGCUUUCUUGAAACCGGUUGUGGAUGAAGAAGUUGCCAUGCUGUCGGAGCUGUCACAUCUUCAAGAAGUUGUUGAUCAAAUUCAGAAACAUACAGCUGACCCAUACACACUACCACCUGCAAGUGAACAAGUGAUUGCAGAUCUAAAGGGCUCUGAUAGCAACUGGUCAUUCCAAACACCACCAAGCAGUCCCAGCUCUCUUGGGUCACGAAAAUCGAGCAUGUGUAGCAUCAGCUCACUUAACAGUUCUUCCAGUGGAAGUAGCAAGUCACAUCAUUCUCCAAGUCACCAUUACUGGCAUCGGUCAUUGUCUCAGCAUCCCCUGCCUGCAAGCUUACCACGCAUAUCCAGUGUUUCUUCCCAGGAUUCGGGCUUCACAUCACAGGAUACGCUGUUUGUGCGGCCACCGGCAGUACAGGUGUCAAAUGCUUCUGAACAGAGCAGCAGUGGUAGUAACCCCAGUACACCAUCAGCCCCUUUUGUGAGUGCCAGUUCAACCAGCACGCUUCCCACAACUACUGCAACCUGGCCAAAUCUACAAGAGACUCUACAGUUUGAGCGUGCUGCCACAGCAAUUAUGAAUGAUCGUCCACAUACAAUUUCAUCAGCAUACGAACGCGGGCAUCAGAGACCACCACUGACAGUAUACACAUUCCAAGCACCUGAAGCAAGCCACUCACAGCCAGUGAGUCCAGUUUCUGCACUGGGAGUGGCAGCUGCAACAUCAACUACAGCAACAACAGAUGAUGGGUCUGUUCAGUUAAGACAGUCUGUUAACAAGCAGCAGCAGCAGCAGCAACAAUUGCAACAGCCUGUGUAUGCUCGGCCUCCGAUCCCUCAGCGUUGCUCUUCACUUGAGAGGCCUUCAAGACCAACAACUGCCUCGCCAAAAAUGUCCAUACCAUCAGCCAGUACACAGGCUGGCAUUGCGAAGGCUGCAGCAGCUAUUGCUGCUGGCCGGUCAGUUCAUUUAAAGACUGAUCCUCCGAAAAUUAUUUUGCCUGGUGCACAACAGUCUGCAAGCAAGGAACCAUCGCAGCCUAUGUAUGUAAAUAUGCAUGAACUAGCCAGUAUGGCUGCAAGCAAAGCACAGGAGAUGAACUUCCCACCUCCACCACCAGAGCUUACCAAUCCUCCAACUGAGACUCCUGAUAAGGUUGAAACUGGAGAGAAAGAUGGGAGCACAAGUGAAAGUUCACUGGAGUCGUCCAGUGGUUAUGGCAGCCAGAUAAUUACCAUGGAAGAUGCUGCUCACAAUGAAGAUGUGUCGUUCAGUGUGUGUAGCUUGGACGCUGCUAGCAAGUAUUGCACGCUGCCCCGAUCAGGUGCAGUUCUUCCACCUAAUGGGCAGCGCCAGAGGCCAGUCUCAACAACAGGAUACCCAAGUGGAACUAUGCGUAACUCUCUGCUCAGGCGUAGUUCAGUACAAGGUCACAAACCACCUCCACCCAUCCGCCGCACGUCGUCUAUUUCUGGGCGAGCUUUAAGCCCUGUCGGUGGUAGCAUGGAAAAUUUGCCACCUCCGCCAGCCUUUCUGCUUCAGGACGGCUGUGGAAAUGGCGACAGUGGGCGCGAGAAGGAAAGAGCUGGAAGUGUCGCAGAGACUGUGCGUACACUGACAGAGUUGAGACACCAGCCGGCCAGUCCAGUGAUGCCGCGCCGCGUUCCUCCGUCCCAGCGGCAGUCAGCGCCACCGGCAACACACCUUUCCCAAGAAACUACCACCACAGUGGCAACGCGGGCUGCACCAGGGCGAGGUGGCGCAGCAUUCUUGCAGGCACUCAAUGACAAACUAGCCCUGCAGCAGCAGGCUGCUGCACAAGGGCAGCUCCGUGCAGGCAAAGUGAGGCAGCUCAUCGCUAGCCGAACUGUCUCGGACCCUACCACCUGCCACGAAUCUCUUAUGGACCAAAUACGACGAGGGACAACUCUCAGGAGAACGGGAACAGUCAAUGACCGAUCUGCACCAAGGAUACGCUGAGCCUUGUCUCGGCGGGCGGACUUGUCCGUCAGCCGAUUAUCAUCACCAGCAGCAUUCUAAGACUUUGAUGACCAUGAAGAUCUCAGGUGUGUGUGCUAUCUGCCACGUGUACAAGACUGAUGUGUACUUGUUGGAAAUUCACUUACUGGUGCUAUUGUUCCUUCUCAUGGGGUCUAGACUGCUUGCAUUUCUGUGUAUUUCUCUUUGUUCCCAAUUUUACUUAGACUGAAGAUUGGAUCUCGCAAGCGAAGAAGAAACAGUCUUGUCUUGUGUAGCAUUCUAAAUUGAAAGCAGCAGUCAUUAUUUUGCUGUUACUCGUUUCUGCCAAAGAUACACCUUGUUACAUCAUAACUCUUGGCAGUAAUGUAGAUGCUGAGGCUUUAGAUUGAUAUAUAAAUAAAAUGUGAUACUUUACGCCUAACAUUCCAGCAGCAGUGUCACACUGCAGUUACUAAUUGCUUGUACGGAGGUCAGCCCGUAUGUAAAUGCUGACAGUUUUCUUCAGAACUCUGAAGAGUUGGUAAGAAGUCUACAAAUGGAUCAUUUGCAUUGUGUGUAAAUAUAUUCAGUAUCCCAAGUGAUUUCCUGAUAAUGUUUAUAUAAGCAGCAUUUGAUAACAGAUUAUAUGUAUAUGUAUUGUAAUAUUUUGUUUGUACAGUCAAAACUUCUAUAAAUUGCUCUGUAUUUAAAGAUGCAUUUCUUGUACAGUUCAAGACCUCUAUUCUUUGUAAAGUUGAAGUUGACACUUUUAUAUGUUACGUGUAGCAAGGGGAGAGUCGAUUUCAGGGAAAAAAAAUAUGUGUUGCAAUUACAGCCUUCAUGGGGUAGUGACUACACACUGCCACUGUAGUGUACCGAGAGAGUGUAUCUUUGUUGAUACACUGUAAAAGGCCAUCGGUUUGGUAUUAUUGAAUUUUUAAUGAGAGUCCAUUUAUUGUACAAUAACUGACACCUGCUUUAUUGUUUAAAAUAUACCUGACUGAAAGUAGCUGUAAAGAGCUUGUUUUUGUUGUUAAGAGAUCCAUCAGUAUCUCUCUGAAAGUAACUGCCAGUCUGAUUUCUGUUGUCAAAACGCUAAGAACAGUGUGUUACUUCAAAAUGUCUGGAUAGUUCAAUUGUGUAACUAAUGUUGACAAUAGUUUUUACUGACAUAAUAUAUUAGUGUCAGUUUGAGAGUUCAGUUAUACAUUUUUAUUUUCAGUUUUGCAGUUGCCAAGAAAUUUAUGUUGUGUAUACACAUUGUGUAGCUGUAUUUAACAUGAAGUAUUAUAAAACUGUUGUAUUUGUUGAAAAUUGAAGCAAUGCUAUCUGGAUAACAAGAGUUAUUACAAAUAUGUAAUGGAGCAGUAGCUUUAAUGUUGUUAGAACGUAUACACAGUUUCAAAUUUUCUCUGUAAGUUGAACACAGUUUUUCAGUUUGCUGUCAAAAUUUUCUGCCACAUACAUUUUAUGUAGCUGUUGACUUUCAUUAUUCUUUCACUUCUUUUCACAGCAGUGGCCUGAAUUUUAUUUCUGGAUGUUUCCCUUAGUGCUAACUUUCUGUAGUACUCACAAUCAAAACAUUUGAAAGAAAAGCUUUUCCUAUAUUCAUUUUUUAGUAAUUACUGUGCAUAGGGAUGUCCAUAAUCCAUUGCUGAAGUAUAAAUUGUUCUGCAGUUUUUGGAGGAACUAGUUUUACCAAAAGGAUACUUACAUGGCUUUCUGAAACAUGAAAGUUGUGCAAAUGAAUCCUGUGUAAUGUUUUGCUGAGGGAUAUUUUGUUUAGUGUGUGGGGUAUUUGGAAGCUGUGGAGUCAGAAUCCUGAAAUUUUUCCAAUUCUUUGUUCUUGCAAACCCACAUUUUACACAUAAUGGUAUUUCUGAUAAAUGCUUCAUGCUCCUGUCUACUCAUUUGUAGUGUCUGUUGUUAGAAGUGAACCAAAAUCUGAAUUCCCCACAUACUUAAAACACUAAAUAGAUCUGUGCAGAUGUAAUGAUGGCAGUAGAUAAAGAAGAGUUUAAAACAGCAGUCCUAUUGAAACGUUAUGCUGUGCUUUUAACAGAUAAAGCUCAAUAUGUAACUAAAAUAUGGUAUAUUUAAAGGGAAUAUUUAUGUGAAAUGCUUGUGUAUUAUAUAUAUACAUAUAUAUAUUUCUAAUUUUGUUUCUAUUUGCAACUGUAAGUAAAAGAUUAGUAGGAAAUAAACAUUUAACAGUG